Molecule: messenger RNA, 2351 nt
Organism: Salvelinus fontinalis (brook trout)
Lineage: Eukaryota; Metazoa; Chordata; Actinopteri; Salmoniformes; Salmonidae
Exons: 5
Coding region: 329-1426 (365 amino acids)
Source: RefSeq, a predicted model, not a curated record
UAAAGUGGGUUGUGUCAGCCCUGUAAAUCCCUGGGUGUGGAUAAAGACUAAGAGAAACACAUUAGAAAAUGGGCUGACAAUCAGAACACCACAGAAACAUUCCCUCAAAGUCGAUGAUGGUGGUCAAAAUCUUGGACAUCUUCGGAGAGCAGAUGUUUUGGUGAUUUAAGGAUUGUGCUGCUCUACCUACUGUCCCGUGAGUCACAGCCAGCUGCACUCUAACUAACUGUACGCUUUUCAUUUUAAUUAGGAUUUUUUAUUAAAAGAGCCCAAGAGAAAAUUUGCAUUUACUCCAGAGACCAAAGCCUGUUUCUAUAAAUCAAUAGGGAUGUCUCAGUCCAGAGGCCUCUGCAUGGAUCAAGGGCACUCUGCAUGGUUUCCAAGGCCAAGAUCCUGGUUACAAAGACCAAUAUCCUGUUUCCAGAGGCGAUCCCUCAGAGUGUCAGCAGACCCCACCUCUUCAGAUAAUGUCUACACAUGUUGCCUUUACGCCCAGGGCUUCCGCUGCACUCUGCAGCAGAGGCCCAGCUGCAGCAGUGCCAAGUUGACUCCCAAAAGCAAUGCCAGAGGAGCGGGAGGGAGGCCAGUGAGCAGUGCUCUGGGUAGAGUGGAGAACAGCCCAGGGAGGGGGACCAGAGCCAUGAGCAGACCAGUUACUGCACCCAGGGGAGGAGGAAGGCGCAGAGACCCGGGCCAGAGACCUGGAGCUCAAAUCAGGGACAGGACAGAAUGUCCCAGACUGCCCUGCAACACCAAACAGGACAACACACAUAGACAGCAGCAGGACACAUGGAGGGGGAGGAGGCCUUUCUCAACAUCAUCCACACUUCAUCUUUAUCUGCCCCCAUACUAUGAGGAUGACGAGCAGGAGACGGAUAUAGAGCUAGAGAAGGAGGAUGUGAGGCCAACAAUAGAAAACAACGGCCUACAAGACACCACAGAAAUGAUCAGAUCACCGACUCCUUCAGAAAAUGUCACAAUGCUGAACCCUACCAAUAAUACCAGUCUACAACAGGCUCAUAAAGAAAUCGUCCAAAUACAGGAGGCCCCUCCAUCAAACCCCAGUCUACAGGGCCCCUCAGAGGACAUCAUCAGGCCACAGGUCCCUACAGAAGACAUCAACUCAAUGGAGCCCACUGACAAUCCCAGGUUUCAGGGGAUAACACAUUACAGAACAACUGGCCUUGUGGUCCCAAAUCAGAGAGUUCAUGGAUAUGACAUGGAACAGCAACAGGAAUGCAUCCCUCUCCAGAUAAUGCCGGCAGCUGUUCAAGGGAGGGCCCCUACAUCUGUUAGGCAGCAUGUGAACAGACUCCCCAAGAUAAAAACCACCAAGACCUUUGUGUGGGGCCUUUCUGGACCCCAGGAGAUUAAGAGUGUGUUUGUUCUGCAGAGGCAUAUUGGCAGAUACACAAAUCAGACAUGAGAACAUUCAUACUGCCAUUCACAUUGAAUCCCAUGUCAAUCCAUAUCUUGGGUUUGUUGGGAUAUCUUACCUGCCAGUGAGACCCGAUUCAUAUCCAAACAUAAGAAAUAGUCAGCUGAAAGGUUAGACCUUACAGGGGGAGCUGUGAUUGUAAAAACACAAUCUCACAUAACCUGAUCCAAGGAAAUACCAGAGGCAAAGAUGAUAUUGCGAUCUUACUUCCAGUUCAGAAAAGGCAAAUAUGUCUGUUGGUCUCUUUGGGUGAAAGAGAAUGUGGUUUCCUAAUGAAAAAGCAUGUAAACAUGCAUGUAUAUUACACAUUUAGCUCUGGGCUAAAAAUACCUCAUAUGAGAUAUCAACGUACACAGAUAGGCUUUGUGUUCAUGUCAAGACUGUGUUCUUCAAUUGUCCAGAUCAUUUUAGACAUAAUAGCAAUAACAUUACACUAAUGGUGCAAUGAAUACAGAACUGAAACGAGAGACAUAAGAAAAUACAAAUGCAUGCCAUGGAAAACAGCAAGUGGAUGGGGAAUUACAUUGUAUUGUGUUCAGUCCAACUGUUUAUGUGUGCAAUGGUCUGCUGCUGAGACAUUUUCCAGUCAUAAGCAGAGCAGUGGAGAAUUCUAGAUAGACUACUGCCUGAGUGAUGCCUAUCCCCAGGACCCUAUACUUCAGCUUUCCUUUAGUCCCAUUACUUUAUCAAAUCAAACCCUUUCUGACCAACUCAUUUGGCUACAUGACCAAAAAACAAAUGUUAAACUGGCACCCAAUAACAUUACCUUACUUCAGUUAAUACCUUACAGUAGGUUAUGAGAUAUUUUGUAAUCAUUCUGCAUUGUUGGGAAGGGCCUGUAAGUAAGCAUUUCAGUGUUAGUCUACACCGGUUGUUUACCAAGCAUAUGACAAAUAAACAUUUGAUUUUGAUA